AUGAAGUCAGUGUUUGUGUUGCAUGAAAAUUUAAUAUCCGUCUCCAAGGUGGUGCUCGUCUCCUCGAAGGAUAAGAAGCUUGGCACACAUGAAUUAGCAUUUUUUGUCAGCUCCCUUUUUAUAAACUUCAGAUGCAGAAGACUCACUGAACCUUCGGGGUACGUCACGGAUGGGCCUGGGAAUUACAAAUACAAGACAAAAUGCACCUGGCUCAUUGAAGGAAGGCCAAACACAAUCCUCAGGCUUCGGUUCAACCACUUUGCCACGGAGUGCAGCUGGGACCACUUGUAUGUGUAUGAUGGAGACUCCAUUUAUGCUCCCUUACUGGCAGCUUUCAGUGGUCUCAUUGUCCCCGAGAAGGACAGCAAUGAAACAGUCCCUGAAGUUGUGGCUACUUCUGGAUAUGCUCUCCUACAUUUCUUCAGUGAUGCUGCCUACAACCUCACGGGCUUCAACAUCACCUACAAUUUCAAUAUGUGUCCCAACAACUGCUCUGGCCGAGGGGAGUGCAAACUCAACAGCAGCACCAAGGCUCUGGAAUGUGACUGUGCCAAAUACUGGAAGGGUGAAGCCUGUGACAUUCCCUACUGCACCGAGGACUGUGGGGCUCCUGAGAGGGGCCACUGCAACAGCAAUGACUCCAAGGCCUGUGUGUGCUCCCCAGGCUGGCAAGGUCCUGGCUGUUCAAUUCCUGUUCCUGCAAACCAGUCCUUUUGGACCCGGGAGGAAUAUUCUCUUCCCAAACUUCCCAGAGCAUCCCACAAAACAGUCAUCCAUGACAACAAGAUGUGGAUUGUUGGGGGCUACGUCUUCAAUCACUCUGACUCUCAGAAGGUUUUGGCGUAUGACCUUAUUUCUGAGGAGUGGCUUCCCCUGAACAACUCUGUGAACUCAGUAGAGAUGAGAUAUGGUCAUUCCUUGGCAUUACACGAGGACAACAUCUACAUGUAUGGAGGGAAGAUUGAUGCCACGGGGAACGUGAGCAGCCAGCUGUGGGUGUUCCACAUCUCCAACCAGAGCUGGGCCCAGGUGUCUCCCAAGGCCAAGGAGCAAUACGCCGUGGUGGGACACUCUGCCCACAUCGUCACCCUGCGGGACAACAGCACUGUCAUGCUGGUCAUCUUCGGCCACUGCCCCCUCUAUGGCUACAUCAGCAAUGUGCAGGAGUACAACCUGGUGACAAAUACCUGGAGCAUUUUACAGACCAGUGGAGCUCUGGUGCAGGGGGGGUAUGGCCACAGCAGCGUUUAUGAUCCCAACACCAGAUCCAUUUACAUCCAUGGAGGUUACAAAGCCUUCAGUGCCAACAAGUACAGGCUGGCAGAUGAUCUGUACAAAUAUGAAGUUGAUUCCCGGAUGUGGACCAUCCUGAAGGACAGCCGCUUUUACCGCUACCUGCACACGGCCGUGGUGGUGAGCGGGACCAUGCUGGUGUUCGGGGGGAACACCCACAACGACACCUCCAUGAGCCACGGGGCCAAGUGCUUCUCCUCGGAUUUCAUGGCCUAUGACAUCGCGUGCGAUCGAUGGUCGGUCCUUCCCCGCCCGGGGCUCCACCACGACGUGAACAGGUUUGGACACUCGGCUGUGCUGUACAACAGCACCAUGUACGUCUUUGGAGGCUUCAACAGCCUCCUGCUGAGUGACAUCCUGAAGUUCACCCCUGAGAGAUGUGAAGCUUUUGCCAACGAGUCGUCCUGCCUGCGGGCAGGGCCCGGGGUCAGGUGUGUGUGGGCUCCCAACCCUCCCCGCUGCGUCCCGUGGGAAAACGCCACCCUGGAGCAGCAGCAGAAGAUCUUUGAAGACUGUCCUCCCAAGCCAGUUGUAGACAAUGAAAAAUGUGAUCAGAUUACAGACUGCUACAGCUGUACAGCCAACACCAACAGCUGUCAGUGGUGCUCUGACCAGUGCAUCCCAGCACACAACAACUGCACAGAGGAGCAGGUUCCUAUUACUCUCUAUGACAAUUGUCCCAAGGAUAAUCCUGCUUAUUACUGUAACAAAAAGACAAGCUGUAAAAGCUGUGCCAUGGAUCAAAACUGCCAGUGGGAGCCCAGGAAUCAGGAGUGCAUUGCUUUGCCAGAAAACAUCUGUGGAACAAACUGGCACUUGGUUGGCAACUCCUGCCUGAAGAUCACCAAUGCCAAGGAGACCUAUGACCAUGCCAAGCUGUCCUGCAGGUCCAACGGUGCUCUGCUGGCUUCCCUCACCACCCAGAAGAAGGUGGAUUUUGUCCUGAAGGAGCUGCAGAAGAUCCAGUCCUCGCUCCAGGUGGAUGCACCGUCACUGGGAGAACAAUUCCUUAAAAGGAUGAAAAGUUGUUCUGUCCGCUCUUCUCCACAUGACAUCCGAGACAACUGGUUGUCCUGCAAGUGCAACGGCCACGCGUCCGUCUGCAACACCAACACCGGCAAGUGCUUCUGCACCACCAAGGGGAUAAAAGGAGAUGAGUGUCAGCUGUGUGAAGUCGAAAACAGAUAUCAGGGAAAUCCUCUCAAAGGAACCUGUUACUACACUCUCCUCAUCGACUAUCAGUUCACCUUCAGCCUGUCCCAGGAGGACGAUCGUUACUACACCGCGAUCAACUUUGUGGCCACGCCUGAAGAGCAAAACAGAGACCUGGACAUGUUCAUCAAUGCAUCCAAAAACUUCAACCUCAACAUCACUUGGUCCACAAGUUUUGCAGCUGGCACACAGGCUGGGGAGGAAAUUCCAGUUGUUUCCAGAACCAAUAUAAAAGAGUACAAGGACAGUUUCUCCAACGAGAAGUUUGAUUUCCGCAACAACCCCAACAUCACCUUCUUUGUUUACGUCAGCAACUUCACCUGGCCCAUAAAAAUCCAGAUUGCAUUCUCACAGCACAGCAACUUUAUGGACCUGGUGCAGUUCUUUGUGACAUUUUUCAGUUGUUUCCUGUCCUUGCUCCUGGUGGCAGCUGUGGUUUGGAAGAUUAAGCAGAGUUGUUGGGCGUCACGACGGAGAGAGCAACUCCUGCGUGAGAUGCAACAGAUGGCGAGUCGCCCCUUCGCCUCCAUCAACGUUGCCUUAGAAACAGAUGAAGAGCCACCAGAUCUCAUCGGGGGGAGCAUAAAGACGGUACCAAAGCCCAUCGCGCUGGAGCCCUGCUUUGGGAACAAAGCGGCCGUUCUCUCCGUCUUCGUGAGGUUGCCUCGAGGACUUGGGGGAAUUCCACCACCAGGACAGUCAGGUCUCGCCGUGGCCAGUGCUCUGGUGGACAUUUCACAACAGAUGCCAAUUGCCUACAAAGAGAAAUCGGGCGCCGUCCGAAAUCGGAAACAGCAGCCCCCUGCACAGCCAGGAACCUGUAUUUGAUGCAUGGACAUCACAAACUCUCUAGGGUUUUAAACAAAAUGGAAAAGGAAUACCGAGGAGGAGGAGGAGGAGGAGGAGGAGGAGGAGGAAGAUUUCCAAGUUGUGUCCCAAGAGACUCGAAGCACUCGGAAAAAAAAAAACAAAACAAAAACAAAACCACACCUUCCUUGAUCCCGACUUUUUUCUCUCAUCUCCGUGCUCUAGUUGGCUUUAUUUGACAACUGCUCCACUUAAGUUUUACUGACAACGUGGCUUCAGGUUGCUCCUUUUUUUUUUUUGUUUUCCUUCGAGUUCUAAGUAAAAUAAUUUUAUUGCAGGGGGUGGUGCCGCCGGUCCCUGCCGGGUGUAAAUAGAACAGUAGUCCAAUAUGAAUGACACUCAGGUUUCUACAUGGAAAGUGCUUUGUAGUUCAUGUAUUUAUCAAACUGUACAAAAGAGAAAAAAAAAAAAGAUCCAGUGUUUACAGGUGUCAGCUCUCUCAACACAUAAACACUACUAUUAAUCUUCAAAGCAUCUCCUCAUCCUUUGUUUUCAUUUAGUGUUUAAUUCCUCCCUUCAUUACUCGUUUUCAGCGGAACUCUCUUCCAGGCACAGCCUUUUUUUGUUUGUUUGUUUGUUUGUUUUUUGGUUUUUUUAAGUCAUCACGGUCCAGGAAUCCAAAAGCUGGGAUGGUUUGAAGGUUGAUGUCGCUCAGAACUAACUGGAAAAAGUCGGAUGUUGCUUUGGAAGGACUCGGUGUUUACAUAGUCUUAACCUGCUUGGAGUCCACCACACACAAGUGCCUAGACUUGAACAGAUCUAGGGAGUGAGGAGACUGCUCCACAUGCUUUUGAACACCAUUAAAUCCCUUUGAAAUAUCUGUACGCUCACAUCCAGGGUCGCCCGAGGCGAUCCGUGUUCUCUAUCCCAGGAAAAUGGCAUUUUCCUGGCUUGACCGACCGCUCACCCAGGUGGAAAUACCUGGAGGGCAGGAGGAGUUUCAGCGUCUCACGAGCAAACUCCUGGUCCCACCAGCGUUUUUCCCAGCAGCAGUUUGUGUUCCAGGUCAGGUCCAUCAGAUUCCUCCUGAUUUUGGCCUCUUUCCUCCUCUUCCUCCCCCUUCCCUUCUCCCGCCCCGGAUGAGAGCUGAGUUUGGAGCCGUCGCUCCUCGGUGGUUACAGGGUUUGCUCCACCUCCUGCAGGGUGUAAAAACCAACACUCCACGUCCCAGAGCACUCAAGAAUUAAUUUAAAAAAAGAACUUUAAAGAAAAACCAAGCAGAGCAGCUUGGUUUGGCCACAGGUUUGAGGCCUGCUGGUGUUUCCCGCCAGGUUUGAGCUCUGGUGGAUGUCAAAGAAGUGGCUGGUUGGGGAAAGAGUUUUGCAAACAGCAGAGAGAGAAGGUUUGGAUUUUUUGGGGGGGACAUCAAACCAUCUGAACUGCUCUGGUGAGUCAGGGUCGUGUUUGGAGGCUCAAGGUUGGGCUUGAUGAGUUGGGGUUGUGUUUGGAGGCUCAAGGUUGGGCUUAACCCUUCUGCCUGUGUGUGGUGGUGGUGCCCGGUGUUUCCUUGGGAAGUCUGGAAUGUGGCCCAGCCAGGGCCUCAGGACGUGCUGAUGUUUUGGAGCUGGUGGGAAGGUCUUAGUGAAGGUGCCAAACUGUGUAAUUAUGGCUCAGUCACAGUAAUUUUGGGUCCAGUCACCGGAUUGUGUGGAGAACAUCUAAUAUUUAUGAAACGCCCGGGAAUUGCUCUUGGAUCUUUUGGUCAGGUGGCACUUUCCAAACUGAAACCCAAAUCACUGCAUCUUUUUUUAAUGCACAUUUUGGUGAUCAGUCACAUCAACCACUCAUUUUUUGGGCUGUUUUCCUUUUUUUUCCAGCCAUGUAUUUUGAGGAGGCUUUUCAGAGCGUGGCAGCAUCACAGCAAAGAUGUGAAGUUGCUGGCAGAGGUGAUGGGAACAGCCUGGUUGGUGGUCUGGGGACCCUGGUGGGUGAUAAUUCCAAAUUAAUGUGUCAUUUAACAAGUGCAGUGGGACUGCAAAAGGGUGUUGGGGCUGGAGAAAAACAUUAGGGAAAAAAAUUGCAUUUUAUAUAUAAAUAUAUAUGAAUAUAUAUAAAUGCAUCUGUUUCUAAACCAGAAGUUUAAAUGCCCUCUGGGAAAAAGGAAUUUUGGGAGGAAAAGGGGUGAGUUUUGUGUUUUAGGAUGAAGGGAUUUAGGUAGUUUCAAGUUUUACCUGAUGCACAGAUUACCUCAGGCAGAUUCAUCUCCUUCCUAACUUGCUCUGUGUUAAGGACUAACCUGAACUGGAGAAAUAAGACUGGACUAAAAUCCCUCCCCUGUUAUUCCAUGUUUUCAGCCACGAUGCUCAUCCUUAUGUUUGGAAAUGUCUUCUUCUUGCUCUUCCAACCCUUUUUUUUGGGAGGAAAACUGCCACCUCACGUGGAGAAAACCCUUGGGCUUGAGUCUCCCUAGUCAGGACAGAGCUUAAGGAGGGGCUUAAAGUUCUUGCUGAGAUUAUUCCUGAGCAGAAACAGCUCCCAGAACUGGAGGCCUGGAGGGGUGAUAAGAUUUUUUACAUUCAUAAAAGACAUAAAUAUUGAUUUUUUUGGGAGGAGUUUCCCACCCUUGGAGAGAUGGAUUGUCAGGUCUCCAAAGCCAUGAAACGAGGUGUCAGAUUUUGGGGAGAAAAGAGCAAAAAUGAUCAAAGUUUUGAGGUUUAGCAGAACAAAAAAAAAAAAGUCAGUAGAGGGACAAGAGUUAGUGAUAUAAAUAACAGGGUUAUUUAUAUAAAUAAAAGCUCCUUCAGGAUGUAGCUCUGCUCUGCAUCUGAUCUCCAAACCGAUGAGGGACAAGAGAACUCAUACAAGUUUCAUCCCAUCUUGAAGGUAAAACAGGGAAAAAAGUUGGAAGGAAUGGGAAUUUUUGGUGGUUUAUCACCAGGCCAAUAUCACCAGUGAAGGAUUUGUGGGAAUAUUUCCUUUGGAAGUGAAGUGAGGGGUGAAAAAGAACAACCUGAUUUCCUGGGAGAAUCUGUAAAUAAAUGACAAAUAACACCCGGAUUUUGCACUUGUACAUAAAAUCUCCAGCAACUUGCAGGACGUGGAGAGAUUUAAAAUGUGCAUAAACCAGAAAAAAAACCCUAUUGAAUGUAUUUUUGAUGCUUUUUAAGUGCUGUCUGAGUUUUGUCUUAAUAACUCCUUCGGCUGAUCAGCGUUAGGUGACUUUCCAGAGCUCGAAACAUCGGAUUUUAUUGGGGUGUCUUGCCAAGCAGGGAGGCAUAACUUGAUUUUCUGUGUUCAGAUGCAUUUCACUUCAGUUAAAAAUCAAGGGAAAGAACAGCUUUUCCUUCGAAAAAGGGGGAAAACCCAACACUUGGGAGACAAGGAAUAAAUGUCCUUAAAUUUAGUCACCAUGUGGAGGAUUAAGGCAGCAGUUUAAGCUUCUGUUAUUAAGAUUGUGGCAGUGAUUUCCAUCCAAAAUCACUAUUUUCCAUCCAAAAUCACUGUUUUCAGGUGUUCAGAACCGGCUGAAAUUCAGCAUUUGAUGUCUCAACCCUCAGAACUUUUCAAUUCUUUGAGAGGAGCCUUUAAAAAAAAAAAAAGAAAUAAUAAAAGCUCAGAAGUGUUUUAGCCCUUUUAUUCUGCUGGGAUCUCCAAAUAACAAAAAACCACACUUGUUUUUCUUUUUUAAUUCCCCGUUUUCCAUGGUUUUUAUCCCAGAAUUUUCUCUGGGCUGUCACAGCCUGACCCUGCCACGCUCUGGGUGGAUAUUUUGGGUACAAGAAGGUUUGUGAGACACGACUUUGGAGUUGUUGUUGCUCUCCCUGGGCUCAAAAAGUGCUGGGUUGAAGUUGCCAAAAUAAAGGUGUUUAACAGAAAUCAUGGCAUGGAGCAUCCCAAAAUUCAGUGGGACAGUGCCAUUAACACGUGGCAGCUCCUUUGGCUGCUUCCUUAGGGAUAGUUUAUGUCCCAAAUAUCGCUCAGAAACAUCAUUUCUCCGUGGUAAAUGUUCCCUAGGUGCAGGGUCAUCGGGAUCAUGGAAUGGUUUUCAGUGGAAGCUCAGCUUGUCCCGCCCUAAAUAAGCUGAAUUUUGAGGCUGAAACCGAACUUUAGGCUUUUCCCACGACCUGCUGGAAUUCCAGAGCCGCAGAGCCGAGGCUGGCUCUCCAUCCAGGCGUUUUCCAGCUGCUUUGCCUUUCCCACAAGACCCUGAGUUAGGGCAUCAGCUGCAUCCCAGGAGCCUUUUCCCUGGAAACUGGCACUGAGCUGGUGAGGAAACAAAGAGGGAACUCUGCAUUCCCGGAGUUACUCCCAACCUCAUCCACCCACUCCCAGCCAGCAGUGGAUGGAUGCCUCUGCUUCUCCCAUUUUAUCCAUUUGGGAAUACCACAGGGAAGGGGAGGGCUGAGCCACAGGAGCAGGUGGGAGAGGGAAUUGUGGGGAGUUUAUUGGGAAGAUCCUCAGGAGCGUUGGGGCUGCAGAAGGAAGGGGAAGGGUCUCUGUCUUAUUUUUGGGUGAAUUCUUGGCGAUUUUUGGUCAAAUUCCCGCUUUUCCCCUCGGGAGCUGCUGAAACGAGCCGGGUUUGCCACGCCAGGACUACGACAAUAUGUGUAUAUGCUGGUUUUUUGCUGCAUCAGGGCAGGUUUUAUUCAGUUUAUUCCCUUUGUUCCGACACUACCCACGGACUGUUUGUGUGCGUCUUCCAGGUACUACAAUUCCUUGGCCGUUCCCUCUCUCCGUUUGUCACUUGAUUCCACAAACCUCAUCAAGGAGAAAGAAGGAAAAAAAAAAUAAAUAAA
Molecule: messenger RNA, 8108 nt
Organism: Neopelma chrysocephalum (saffron-crested tyrant-manakin)
Lineage: Eukaryota; Metazoa; Chordata; Aves; Passeriformes; Pipridae
Gene: ATRN
Product: attractin
Exons: 27
Coding region: 1-3333 (1110 amino acids)
Cellular component (GO): Golgi apparatus
Molecular function (GO): protein binding
Source: RefSeq, a predicted model, not a curated record